AUGCGGUGCUUGAGUUUGAUGUCCGUGUUUCACGUGGCUGUUGGGCCCGCCAUGGGUCUCGUGCCGGCCAGCGAGAAGUUUCUCACGGACCCGGACACCGGCAUCUUCAAGCGGGAGCUGUCGAAGCUGUUCAACGGCGAGCUCAGGAACCUGCAGAAUCUCAAGGCGUACGCGUCCCAGCUAGACGGAGAGGUCGAAGAGCAUUGGAAAGAAAGCGGAACGGGUCAGGACCCGGCAAGCCGAGCACGGGUUGGAGCUUGGGUCUUCGACCUACUCUCCUAUUCGAUGGGCUCUGUCUUCUGGGGUCGGGCGGGACCCUUCCAAAAGCAAGACUUCCGGACGCACCUAAGAUUGUUCAUCCAAAGUCUAGAGGACUUGCGCAAUCCAAUCCCGUGGCUGAUACCGUCGGAGCUCGUCUUGGCGCGGGCGUAUGUGCGUAACAAAAUCGACGACGCCGUGAGAGAGGAGGCCUACGGCGAGCUUGGCGCACAGAAAACCACUCUUUUCGGUCAUCUCGCUAGGAUCUACGAGUCCCUGGAAGUCCCCCGCGAAGGAUUUACCGACUGCCACUUGGUGGCCAUCGUGGGGCUCAUGUCCAACGUGAUCAACCUCAUUACACGGGCCUUCUGUAACAUUGUGGGCGACCCGGAGCUCAUGAAGAUGAUCGUGGCUGAGCUGGAUGCUUUGGCGGAAGACAAAUCGCCCUCGUCCUCCUCCAACCUGGUGAUUGACGUCGAUCGCAUCCGAAGCUCCUGUCCGCUGCUCGUGGCCACGUGGUACGAGCUGCUGCGCACGAUUGGGGACGCGCCCGUCACGCGAGGCGUGUACGAGGACGCCCUCUUCGCCGGCAAGUACCAGCUCAAGAAGGGCUCCAUCGUGAUGACCCCUAUCCACCUCCACAAUUUCGACAAGGCCAUCUGGGGGAGCGACGCUGACGUGUUCCGGCCGAGCCGGUUUCUUGGAGAGAAAGGGCAGCCGGACAAGGAGCUCGUCAAGCACCUCAACGUCUUUGGGCUGCCUGGCAUGCACCAGUGCCCAGGGCGCUACCUCGCGCUGAACAUGACGCUCGGGUUGGUGGCCAAGACUCUGCUGGCAUUUGAAAUCAGGCCUGCCAGCGGCGACGAGCUCGAGGCCGGGGUGUUACCGAAGCACAAAGAGACCAUGCUGGGCUUACCGGCGAUGCGCCGUGACCCCGAGGUCACUGUAAAGCGUCGGGAGGGCGUGGACCUGGGAUUUGAGCAGCCCACUAUUGCCGUAUCUACUCACUCAGCUAUCUGCUCGCUCAAUUCGGCCGAGCAGCUAGCGGUUAACUUGGCAAUGUUGAGCAGAGCUAAUAGAAAAUUAAAAAAGCUAAGAGAAAGGGUUAGUAGGCUUAGCGCUAUAUGCGGCCACUUUCCCCCUUGCCGUUAG
Molecule: messenger RNA, 1410 nt
Organism: Colletotrichum navitas
Lineage: Eukaryota; Fungi; Ascomycota; Sordariomycetes; Glomerellales; Glomerellaceae
Product: cytochrome P450
Exons: 9
Coding region: 1-1410 (469 amino acids)
Molecular function (GO): monooxygenase activity; iron ion binding; oxidoreductase activity, acting on paired donors, with incorporation or reduction of molecular oxygen
Source: RefSeq, a predicted model, not a curated record